UAUUAUAAGAGAUGAGCUUCAGCCGCACAAGUAAACACUUCAAUUGAUGCAGCUGUUUACAAAAAAGAGCUCAGAGCGCUGAAGGAAAAGAUGAGAGGGAGGUCGCUGGUGAGGACAGUGAAACCACCUUGGUUUGUCGUGUUGUUUCCAGGCCACUGACCAAAUAAGAAGCCUUUGUGUUCUUUGCUUUUGCCUGCUUGAUAGAUCAAACCUUUCUUUACAGUGGCCCCAUUUAUCCCUAGAGUUAGAGUCAAGGACAUAAUGUGACACAUCUCAAUCCCGAGCAGUUGUGUAAGAAUAACGCUGAAGACAACAUGCAGGAGUGCCACACUGGACUGUGUCUCUCUGUGUACAUCAUUACCUUUCUGCUGGGCUUUCCCACCAAUGUACUGGCCUUCUACACCUUUUGGAAGAAAGUGAGGCAGAGACCCACGCCAAUCGACAUCCUUCUCCUCAACCUUACCAUCUCUGAUCUCCUUUUCCUCCUGUUUUUGCCCUUUAAGAUGCAGGAAGCCAUGAAUAACAUGAAAUGGGCCCUGCCAUAUGCCUUAUGCCCUCUGUCAGGCUUUGUCUUCUACAUGACAAUCUACAACAGCACCUUCUUCCUGACUGCCGUCAGUGUGGAGCGGUACCUUGGUGUCGCUUUCCCCAUAAAACACACCCUGAAACGCCGACCCAUCUACGCUGUUGCUGCCAGCAUUUUCUUUUGGAUCUUCUCCGUCCUACAUCUAAGCAUUGUAUUUAUAGUGCCGUUUAUUGGACAAGAGCCCCUCACAAACUCCACCAUCGACAUAGCUGAAAGCAAGAAGGAUGUGUGUUAUGACAAUUUCACUGAUGCUCAACUGAGGGUCCUCCUGCCUGUGCGUCUGGAGCUCUGUAUAGUGCUUUUCUGCAUCCCCUUCCUCAUUUCCAGUUACUGCUACAUCAACUUCAUUAGGAUUCUGUCCAAGCUGCACCACAUCGACCGUCGCCGACGCUUGAGGGCCAUUGGCAUGGCACUGGGAACACUGCUCGUCUUUGCCUUGUGCUUUGGCCCCUACAAUGUCUCCCACAUUGUGGGCUUCAUCACAAAGAAGAGUCCCCACUGGAGAGACAAAGCCCUCCUGUGCAGCACCUUCAACGCCUGCCUCGACCCUUUUAUUUUCUACUUCUCCUCCUCCGCUGUGAGAGGAACUGUUGGCAAAUUGAAGGAAGGGGUUAAAAGUCGCCUCUGCAGGUGCAUGUCCUGUCACAUGCUUCAGGCCCUAUGUGGGGGAGCUAACAAGACUGAGAAAGAUAAGGAAUACAAACAACAGGAGAUCAAUGCUAUCACAGCUGACAGGAAAGGGACUGGGAGCAGCAGCCUCAACUAAUUUCUUCAUCCCUGCAAGCAGGAAAUUAAUACCACGUUUAUGUUUUUACUCAUGUGAAAAUGACUUUGCUGUGUACACUGGGGCAGGGUUUGUUUGACUCUCGAUGAACUUACGAUGUGAGGCAGCCUUUUGUUUGCCUGAGCAAGCCACAGCAAUUUUUAAAGGCAGCGUAGUGUGAAAAGCUGCAGAGACAGCCCGCUUUGAACUGUCACAUGAAAUAAAAAAAGCAUUUCUUGCAUUAAGUAGCUGAGUUUCAUUAUAACUCCCAUAAUGCAAUGGGGUGUUGUGAAGACGUGACAUAGAGAUUGCAAAUAUGCAGCACCUAAGCAAUAGCUUCAACUGUCACUUUGUUGCGAUAAAAUUUGAAGACUGUUUUUAUUUUUGGGAGGGGAGGGGGGAGUAUUUACAGCUUAAACUCAAAAAGAGACAUGCUGUCAGUUUGUGUUCGGUAUAUUUCAAGCUUUUAUUACUUUUUAUGUGGAUUAUACAUAAAUUUUUGCUAUGUACUUCAAACAUAAAUAAUAUUUUUCAUACAUGAAUCCUAUAAACAAAAUUUUACAUAACCAUGACUCGAGUGUUUUGUAAAAAGAUGAGCUGUUUAAGGCAAGUCCAGAGGUGUAAGAGGAAGGAGCCCUUUUGUCUGAUGGGAAAAGACACAAAUCAGGUUGUA
Molecule: messenger RNA, 2022 nt
Organism: Cyprinodon variegatus (sheepshead minnow)
Lineage: Eukaryota; Metazoa; Chordata; Actinopteri; Cyprinodontiformes; Cyprinodontidae
Product: free fatty acid receptor 2-like
Exons: 2
Coding region: 315-1352 (345 amino acids)
Biological process (GO): G protein-coupled receptor signaling pathway; cellular response to fatty acid
Cellular component (GO): plasma membrane
Molecular function (GO): G protein-coupled receptor activity
Source: RefSeq, a predicted model, not a curated record